This is a messenger RNA of Aegilops tauschii subsp. strangulata, 1193 nucleotides long. NCBI's taxonomy places the organism in Eukaryota, Viridiplantae, Streptophyta, Magnoliopsida, Poales, Poaceae. The record is from RefSeq and is a predicted model, not a curated record.
UUGUUUUUCAUCAGGGUAAAUAGUAUGUCACUAUUGUUCCUAAACCCUAACUCCAAAUUUUCUUAUCUUAUAACCUAUUUUUUUGUUUUUCUUAUACCAAAUUUUACGUAGUGAAUCAAUAUGAAUAUAACUAUUUGUAUUCCAAACGUAAUUUGUUUAUGAAGCGAUUUUAAGAUUACCUCGGGUGCAGAAUAACUUAUUCUGCACCCUGGGUGAUGAAUAAUCAUUUGCUGCACGUAUGGCCAACCUUCAAGAUUUUGGAACUUGGAAUUGUAUCACACUCAGUGAUCAUCGGGCUAUCACUGGGUGUUUCGCAGAGCACGUGUACCAUCAAGCGUCUGGUUGCUGCCCUUCACCAGUUCUUUGAGGGUUUCGCACUGGGUGACUGCAUUUCUCAGGCUCAGCUGAAGGAUCUCUCUAUGCUUUUGAUGGCAUUCUUCUUUGCUAUCACAACACCCGCCGGGAUCGCUGCAGGUUCCGCCAUGGCAUCAUUCUACGACCCGUACAGCCCCCGUGCGUUGGUGGUGGAGGGUAUUCUUAAUGCCACGUCGGCUGGUAUAUUGAUCUAUAUGGCACUGGUGGAUCUCAUCGCGGCUGAUUUUCUUGGCCGGAGGAUGAGCAACAGCCCAACCAUCUUGCAGGUUGGCGCAUAUGUCUCCCUGUUUCUUGGGGCCCUAGCUAUGGCAUCCCUUGCAAUCUGGACUUAGUUAGUGUUGGUGAUUGGUGUGAGUAUCUAUACAUACUUGAAAUGACUGAGAUGGAAAAUAAGAUGAAGGAUUGGAGUUGUGGAAGCUGGACGUACACAUGGCAUUCAAUGCACUAGGAGUUGCUCUAUAGUCCCUUGGAGAAAUGGAGAAGCUGCUUCUUUUUUCGUUGGUUCUUUUGUUUCUUGUUCUUGACAUGGUAGUGGUUGGAUGUAAAGGUGCCUUUGUUGGUAAUAAACAACAAAGUCCCUCUUUGUGAUGCAUUGUGAAUUUGUGAUGGAUGGUAACACAGGAGAUGAAUUAGUACCGGGGAUGAGGAGCUCCAGGAACUGACUUUGUUCAAGUCACUAGCUCACAUUUGAAAUCGUAAUUAUGCCACAAGUUCACUGCACGGAUCCAAAGUGUGACGCAACCUACUCCAUCUGAUUGCACCUCCAUGCGGUGAUUCUGGUUUCAUCUCCUGCCGUCACCCCCCAUAAACUCAUCGUG